AUGAUUUGGUGUGGCUAUCCUCAUAAACUGAAAAAUAUGUCCAUCCGAGGCCUGAAGAAGAAACAACCAAAGACUUUUAAAGUGAAAAUUAUAACAGUGGAUGCUGAAAUGGAGUUCAGCUGUGAGAUGAAGUGGAAGGGAAAGGACUUGUUUGACCUGGUGUGCCGAGCACUUGGUUUAAGGGAGACUUGGUUCUUUGGCUUGCAGUACACAGUAAAAGGAAUGUGUACCUGGUUAAAGAUGGACAAAAAGGUUUUAGAUCAAGAAAUCCCCAAAGAAGAUCCCAUUAGCUUUCAUUUUCUGGCUAAAUUCUACCCAGAGAAGGUAGAAGAGGAGCUAUUACAGGAAAUUACCCAGCAUUUAUUCUUCCUUCAGGUUAAGAAACAAAUACUGGAUGAGGAAAUCUAUUGUUCUCCAGAAGCAACAGUUUUACUGGCUUCUUAUGCUGUUCAGGCCAAGUAUGGUGACUACGACCCAAACUUCCAUGAGCCAGGCUUUCUAGCCCAUGAUGAACUUUUACCCAAAAGGGUCCUCAGGCAGUAUCAGCUGACGGCAGAGAUGUGGGAAGAAAAGAUUACUGCUUGGUACGCCGAGCACAGGGGUAUUGCCAGGGAUGAAGCUGAGAUGAACUACCUGAAAAUUGCACAAGACUUGGAAAUGUACGGUGUCAAUUAUUUUCCAAUUGCUCAAAAUAAAAACCACACAGAUCUCCUACUUGGAGUUGAUGCCAAAGGUAUUCAUAUCUACAGCAUUAAUAACAGGUUCUCUCCAAAUAAGUCAUUUGAGUGGAGUGCUAUCAGAAACAUUUCCUAUAGUGAGAAAGAGUUAACUAUUAAACCUCUUGACAAAAAGGCAGAAGUCUUCAGGUUCUUUUCCUCUCAACUCAAAGUGAACAAAUUGAUUUUGCAGUUGUGCAUUGGAAACCACGACCUAUUCAUGAGGAGAAGAAAAGUGGACUCGAUAGAGAUCCAGCAAAUGAAAGCACAAGCCAGGGAAGAAAAAGCUAGGAAAAAGAUGGAGAAUCAAAGGCUGGCCAGGGAGAAGCAGCUCCGAGAAGAAGCUGAGCGAGCCAAAGAAGAGCUGGAAAGGCGUCUUUUCCAGCUGGAAGAUGAAGCCAGGCAGGCCAAUGAGGCCCUGCUCCGAUCCCAAGAAGCGGCAGAGCUGCUGGCUGAGAAAGCUCAGAUUGCAGAAGAGGAGGCAAAAUUGCUGGCCCAGAAUGCUGCAGAAGCUGAGCAGGAGCGACAAAGGCUGGAGAUCACAGCUCUGAAAACCAAAGAGGAGAAACGCCUGAUGGAGCAAAAGAUGCGGGAGGCGGAGCUGAUAGCAGUGAAGCUGGUGAAGGAGUCUGACCGGAGAGCGAAGGAAGCAGAGCAUCUGAAACAAGAUCUGCAUGAGGCCAGAGAGGCCGAACGGAAAGCGAAGCAGAAACUCUUAGAUAUAACCAGACUUAAUUAUCCUCACAUGGUCAAGUACCCGCAAUACUCGCCGACUGACACCAGAGAUGCCAACUUUGACAAAGGGCCCAUGAAGCUGGAUUUGAAGGACAUUGACCUCAAGAGACUCUCCUUUGAGAUAGAAAGAGAGAGGCUAGACUACUUAGAAAAGAGCAGAAAAUUCGAAGAUCGACUGAAAGAACUGAAGUCUGAGAUUCAUGCUUUGAAACUAGAAGAAAAACAGUCUGGACUUUACUCUCGUUGGACUGAAGUACUGGGAUCCUUGGAUCGCUCCUUAGGAAACAAUAGUGGGAGUGCCCCGUCGUGGAUGAAAACCUUCGAAAGUGGAGAUGCGUUGGAUGUAAAUCCACAAAGACCUUUCCCUGCUUACUCGCUAAAUACCACAAGCAGCUGGCCUUGUACCAACAAAAUUCAACACGCGGUGCCGGUGGAGAAGUCAUCUUUUCAAGCAAAUGCCUUGCUUGCCAACAGUGUGGGCACAGGAACCAGAAGACCAAUUAUAAAGGAAGCCGUCGACAGCAUCUGGGAUAAACUGAGCUGGCUGGAGGAAGGGUACAAGACCCGCUCCCAGGGUCCCAGCCGGCUGCCCGCUUCUUCCAGUGCGCUACCUGCCGCCUCACGGACUGCCCCUUCCCCCUGGACUGCCCAACCGGCGGGCUCGUCUGUGCUGACGUGUCCCCCCAUGCCCCAGCUGCGCACGCAGGACCUGAUGAUGUUUGAGGAGCUGCAGGGGGCUGAGGAGGGACCUGUCAACCUGACCAUCCAUGAGCCCACUCAGGGGACUGUUGCCUGUCGCUUGGGCGAACUUUCCGAGCCCUUUGCCCGCAAGUACUUCUACCUCAAUGUUUCAGGGGGAAGUGUGGAGGCAGAGAAAAGACUCCAGGCCCUGUUCAGAGACGUGCUGCGCUGGCCUGACUGGAGCCCCCUGCACCACAGGACGUGGCUGGGGCUGUUGCUGGGGCUGGGGCUGGCACUUGGCGCCGUGGUGCUUGUGCUGCUGAUGGUGGGCAUCUGGAAAUGCUGUGACCGCCCAGACCUUGGUGAUUCCCAGACAUCCCCUGGACCUGGACAACAGGGUCCCCCAGAGAAUUCCAGACACCUGGAUUCACCCUAG
This is a messenger RNA of Apaloderma vittatum (bar-tailed trogon), 2568 nucleotides long. RefSeq names its product merlin-like. Gene Ontology annotation, biological process: regulation of gliogenesis; regulation of cell shape; regulation of organelle assembly. Gene Ontology annotation, molecular function: actin binding; cell adhesion molecule binding. Gene Ontology annotation, cellular component: cytoskeleton; adherens junction; apical part of cell. The record is from RefSeq and is a predicted model, not a curated record. The transcript is spliced from 23 exons. The coding region runs from base 1 to 2568 and encodes 855 amino acids. NCBI's taxonomy places the organism in Eukaryota, Metazoa, Chordata, Aves, Trogoniformes, Trogonidae.